Molecule: messenger RNA, 4166 nt
Organism: Mercenaria mercenaria
Lineage: Eukaryota; Metazoa; Mollusca; Bivalvia; Venerida; Veneridae
Product: methionine aminopeptidase 1-like
Exons: 13
Coding region: 35-1189 (384 amino acids)
Biological process (GO): proteolysis
Molecular function (GO): metalloaminopeptidase activity
Source: RefSeq, a predicted model, not a curated record
UAGAAACAAGGAAAGGUAACUCUUAAAAUCAAAAAUGGCAGCCUCCACAGUUACAGCGAGAGUUUGUGAAACAACAAGCUGCAGUAAAGACGCCAAACUUCAAUGUCCAACUUGUAUCAAACUUGGAAUACCUGGAUCAUAUUUCUGCAAUCAGGAAUGUUUCAAAAGUUUUUGGCAAGAACAUAAAAAAGUUCACAAAAAAGCAAAAAAUGAGGCGAAGACGAUAGAACAGCAGUUACUGGAACAUCAGAAGUCCCUGUGGGCAGGUGUUCGCUUUACAGGACCUCUCAGACCAGGAACUGUGCCUGAGAUGAGAACUGUUCCAGAUCAUAUACCUAGACCAGACUAUGCCUCACAUCCAGAAGGAGAACCAUUGUCAGAGAGAGCAAUGCGAGGUAACAACAGUAUCAGGAUCCUCACUGAUGAAGAACAAGAGGGGGUGAGGCAAGCUUGCAGGAUAGGCAGGGAGGUGUUAGAUAUCGCAGCAAAGACUAUUGGAAUAGGAGUGACUACUGCUGAAAUUGAUACAGCUGUUUAUGAUGCAUGUAUAGACAGACAAUGUUAUCCAUCACCUUUGAAUUAUUACUGUUUUCCUGCAUCAUGUUGUACGUCAGUAAAUGAGGUUAUAUGUCAUGGAAUUCCAGACUCAAGAAAACUAGAAGACGGUGAUAUUGUAAAUGUGGAUAUAUCAGUAUACUAUAAAGGUUACCAUGGAGAUUUAAAUGAGACAUUUUUCGUUGGUAAUGUCGAUGAAAAGUACAAGAAGUUAGUUAAAACAACAUGGGAAUGUCUAGAUCUUGCAAUUAAAGAAGUAAAACCAGGUGUGAGAUACAGGGAUAUUGGAGGCGUGAUACAGAAACAUGCACAAGCUCACGGUUUCUCAGUAGUCAGAAGUUAUUGUGGACAUGGAAUUCAUCAGUUGUUUCACACAGCUCCGAGUGUACCACACUAUGCCAAAAAUAAAGCAAUUGGUGUGAUGAAACCAGGUCAUUGUUUCACUAUAGAACCUAUGAUCAAUGAAGGAACAUGGAGGGAUGAGACUUGGCCUGAUAAAUGGACUGCAGUAACAGAGGAUGGUAAAAGAUCAGCUCAGUUUGAACAUACACUGCUUGUAACAGACACUGGCUGUGAAAUACUGACUAGAAGAUUGGAAAAAGAUGGUCAGCCUCAUUUCAUGGACCUGAAAUAAUGCUUCUGUUUUCACAUAGAUCCAAAAUUUGUUGAAGUAUCUAGAAAGAGAAUGGAUUUCGUUGAUGUGUUACCUGUUUCAUCAGCUGGCAUAUGGUGCCAAAGAGAUAUUUUGUAAUGUCAGUCUUCAGGAAUAUUACCAGAGAAUACAUCUUAUUGUAUGAUUUUCUGAAUAAAACCUGCUAUGUAACAAGAAUAUGUAUUCAGUACUAAGAACGCGUCUGCUGUAGCAGUUCAAUUUAAACUUCCUGCUUUGUAUCAAGUGUUCAAACUUCCUCAUAAUGGAUGUUUAACUUAAAGAAGGUUCUUCCAAAGCUUUCAUUUAGUGAUUUGAACUUAGUUAUGCUGUAACCUAGAUAGUAAGUCUUUGAUUAAUUGUAACACCAUUGCGGCUGCAAAGCAGGGAACUCCAUGGGAAGAGGUGAAAGGUGUUUAUUUCUUACCACUUGCCCUUUAAAUCUGCAUUUGCCUUUUCUCUCGUGUGAGGAAUCUGUCCAGCUGGCUUCUGGUAGUGGGGUGGCUCUCCCAUGGUGCUUGCAUAUGCUGAUGCUUAGAUGGACAUCUGUGAUCUUCCUACACCAUUGCUAUGUUACUUAAAUCGUGUCGGUGUGAAUUUCAAAAUGCCUACCAAAGAACUUCGUAAAUCAGGAGCCGGGUAGAUGCUUUUUGAUUAUUUGGUUGUAAGUAUUCAGUAGAAUGUCUGUAGGCUUCCAUGGUGGUGCACUUAGGUGACUGACAUCCAGUAACUUGCACCUAUUUUACAACUGUGUGUUUGGGGAUGUAAAACCUAGUGGAGAUGUAGAAUUGUUUUUUAAAAGAGUAUAUGCUGCUGUACUGAAGGUCAGUAAUUCUAUCCAGGUGCCUUACUCCACCUGAAGUAAUAUCCAGGGGUGUUCCUCCGCAAUGAAAAAUGGGAAAAUUGCUACAUAAUAUAACCUGAUGAUGAUAUGACUCAAAACCUAAUAAAAAAUGAAAUAUUUAGAAUGAAAUACAAACUUUCGACUAAUGCUGAGAUAUAUAAAUGAGGUGAAAUUGACAGAUUUAUCAGCAACAUUUGCAUUAAGAAAAAGUGUUACAGAAGUAUUAAACUAAAGAUAAAGUUUACAUAUUUAUAGCCUUAUAACUGCAUUUGUAUUGAAAUUUCAGAAAGACAUAAUCAUCCUGUGAAAAAUUGGCUUUUACAUAUUUCAGUUCUAUUUAUAUCCACCUUUAGAAUAUCGUUAAUUCUUUUGAUCUAUGUUGGACUUCAGUAAAAAUGAUGAUGUAUUAUCAGUGAUGUAGCAAAAAAGAUAGGCCUAAUGGGUUAUAGAUUUAAGACGAUGGUGUAAUAUUUUAUCACUUUUGUAGUAAUCCAUUAUUUUCCUCUUCAAGCAUAUCAAAAUGAAGAAGACAGAGUACUCUACCAUGGUGCUGUAUUAAUAAAAGUUUAUGCAUCAAGAAUUUGUAAAGGAAACAAAAUAUGAGCCAUGCCAUGGUAAAACCACAUAGUGGCUUUGUGACCAGCAUGGAUCCAGACCAGCCUGCGCAUCCGCUCAAUCUGGUCAGGAUCCAUGCUGUUCGCUUUCAAAGCCUAUUGAAAUUAGAGAAACUUUUAGCGAACAGCAUGGAUCAUGACCAGACUGCGCGGAUGCGCAGGCUGGUCUGGAACCAUGCUGGUCGCAAACCCACUAUGUUGGUUUUCUCAUGGCACGGCUCAAUUAUGUAAAACUAUUGAUAUCUUCAAACAGAUUAAGUUCUCUUAUCAGUACUUCAAAUGAGCAAACAUUUUGUGUGCAGUGUGGGAGUCCCAUAAACUACAAAAACGUUUCAAAAAUGUUAUCGGAAAUUGUUUAGAAAAAGAAUAGGGCAUAACAAAGGUGUUGCUAAGGCAUGCCCAUGGUGUAGGUGUGCAAAGGCACUCUAGUGGUGUAGCUGUGCUAAUGUGUUACAGUGCUGUAGCUAUGUUAAAGCAAGACUGUGGUGUAGCUGUGCUAAAGCAUAACAGUGGUUUAACAAUGCUUAAGUAUUACACUGGUCGUGGUGUAGCUAUGCUAAAGCAUGACUGAUGUUGCUAUGCUGAAGCAUGUCAGUGGUGUAGCUAUGUUAAAGCAUUACAGUGGUGUAGCUAUGCUAAAGCAUGUCAGUGGUGUAGCUAGCUAAAGCAUAACAGUGGUGUAGCUAUGGUAAGGCAGGACAGUGAUGUGGCCUUGCUCAGGCUCGCCAGUGGUGUAGCUAUUCUAAAGUACACCAGUGCCAUCUGUUUCCUUGUUUUCAAGUUCUCCAAAGGGUCAGCCAUUUGUGCUUUGUGUUUUGAACCCCAAGUUAUAAAAACAAACUUUCAUUUUCAUAGUCCAGUUGUUUUGAUUUUGCUCGAGAGCAUGUUGUUGAAGUAAAUUUUUUCUGUUUGAUAUGGAACUGUUAAUAAGCUAUCUAUAGGUUUUACAUUAACUUAAUUAUAGAAGACAAAAACACAGUUUUUACCUAUUUUGGAAGUCUCUAUUGGUAGUAAAAGAUGUUUUGUUUAUAAAGAUAUUCCAUAAUCAUUGUUAAAGGUUUUUUACUUUUUUAGCAAAUAUAGUUGAAACAAAAUAUGAAAGCUCCUUCUUAGUAAUGCGUUCAAUGAUGAGUCUUUAAUUAGCUAUAUAAGUUAAUCAAAUCGGAUUUUCAAAGGAAUGAAAACAGUUGAAUGUACUAAUUUUAAGUGAGAUUUUCCCUUUUUAUUCAGUUGAAUAUACUAAAAGUAGGAUUUUCCAAUUUUACUUUCAUCCCAUGUACUAUUGCUGAUUUUUUUAAUGAAUGUCAUAAAGAAAUUGAUAAAUUUCAAAAUAGACCAGUUACCCAGUCAUAACACUUUCAUUCAGCAUUGUUUUGCUGAAUAAUUUUUAUCUGAAUAAUUUUUGUUAUGUUCUUACAUUUGUUUGGUUAGAUGUAUUAACAUCAGUCAUAAUUAUAGCAUGUGAUUUGUAAACUAUCUUUGAAUAAAUUAUUUCAUAUAAAAA